CCUGUGAGGUCAUCGAUCGUCGGCCAAUGCUUAUUUGAAGGCUCGUCAAGUCGUGUCCUAUCCCAGACGCGUCGUUUUCGUCUGCUCUCUCUCACUCACGACCGUGAUGUUCGCCGUUUGACAUUGACCUGAUCUGACGCGCAUCCUUGCUGAGCAUCACGACUUUCAUUCGCGAGUGAACGAACAGACGACCGAAUCGGGAACAUCAACAUCAACAUCACGCUCACUCACAACAUGGCUUUUUCCGAGCUGGAACCCACGCCGCCGCAUCUCACAUACCUGGUCCUGACGUCGUUUCUCAUCCUCUACGCCCUCUUCUCCCUCCUCAUCCGGAAUCGCCUGCAUCUCUCGGAACCACCGCUAGCUACCACUUUUGGCAUCGCUGUCGGGCCUCAAGGCCUCAGCCUGCUCAAUCCAAAAGCAUGGGGUUUCACAGAUGAGGUUAUCCUGGAGAUCACGCGCCUCAUCGUCGGCAUCCAGUGCUUUGCAGUCGGCCUGGAACUACCCGAUGGCUACAUCAUGCGCAAAUGGAAGGGACUCCUCGUCCUGCUCGGCCCCGUCAUGACCUUCGGAUGGCUCGUCUGCGCCGUCUUCAUCAUGUGGAUUUUCGCGACGGAUUUCCCCACCGCCCUGACCAUCUCAGCGUGCCUCACGCCCACAGACCCCGUGCUCGCCGCCUCCGUCCUGUCAAACAGCCAGUUCAGCACCAGAGUGCCAAAACGCAUCCGCGACUUGCUGAGCGCAGAGAGCGGCGUAAACGACGGCGUAUCCUUCCCCUUCCUCUUCAUGGGUCUGAACUUCCUCACCAAGCACACCGCAGCCGGCGCCCUCAAGAAAUGGUUCCUCAUCACCGUCCUCUACCAGUGCGCGCUGGGCAUCGCCAUCGGCACAGCCCUCGGCUACGCGUCAAACUGGCUGUACAAAUUCUCCCACAAGCGCGGCAUGAUGGGCCAAGCGUCCUACCUCGCCUUCUACCUCCUCCUCGCCAUCUUCUCCAUCGGCCUCGCCUCCACCCUGGGCGUAGACGACUUCCUCGUCGCCUUCUGCGCCGGCCGCGGCUUCUCCCACGGCGGCAAUUCCCCCACAGCAGACACCCGCCUCCCCGUCGUAAUCGACCUGAUGCUCAACUCCGCCCUCUUCGUCUUCUUCGGCGCAAUGAUCCCCUGGUCAAGCUUCAACCACCUCGACACCCUCACCCCGCCGCGUCUGCUGGCUGUCCUAGCUCUCAUCCUCCUCUUCCGCCGCAUCCCUAUCGUCUUCACAGCCUACAAGCUCAACCUCCUCCCUUACGUUAGAUCGACGACAGAAGCCCUCUUCGUAGGCCACUUCGGCCCCAUGGGCGUCGGCGCGCUCUUCCUCGCUAUCGAGGCCCGCGCACAGCUUGAAACGGACUCGUCGGAGCCGCUGCCCCGGCCCCCUAAACAUCUAGCGCCAGAGCGUAAACGCGCUGUAGAGAUUAUUUGGCCGGUGGUGUGCUUCAUUGUGCUGGGCAGCACGUUGAUUCAUGGCCUCAGUACGCUGGUUAUUAGUGUCGGCGGACACUUUUCUAGACAUGAGGGGGAGAGGGCGCCGCUUAUUGGCGGGGAGAGGGAGGGGUUGUUGGGCAUGCUGCAUGAUGAGACGGAUGAGGAGGGGGGGAGUGGGGAGGGUGAUGGGGAGGGGAGCGAGCCGGAGAGUAGGGGGUAUAGGGGGGGGAGUCUGUAG
Messenger RNA from Dothidotthia symphoricarpi CBS 119687, 1704 nucleotides. Its product is annotated as Na/H antiporter-like protein. Gene Ontology annotation, cellular component: plasma membrane. Lineage: Eukaryota; Fungi; Ascomycota; Dothideomycetes; Pleosporales; Dothidotthiaceae. The record is from RefSeq and is a predicted model, not a curated record. The coding region runs from base 235 to 1704 and encodes 489 amino acids. Gene Ontology annotation, molecular function: sodium:proton antiporter activity. The transcript has a single exon. Gene Ontology annotation, biological process: sodium ion export across plasma membrane; proton export across plasma membrane; regulation of membrane potential.